Molecule: messenger RNA, 946 nt
Organism: Hemicordylus capensis (graceful crag lizard)
Lineage: Eukaryota; Metazoa; Chordata; Lepidosauria; Squamata; Cordylidae
Gene: MPC2
Product: mitochondrial pyruvate carrier 2
Exons: 5
Coding region: 393-779 (128 amino acids)
Biological process (GO): pyruvate import into mitochondria
Cellular component (GO): mitochondrial inner membrane
Molecular function (GO): pyruvate transmembrane transporter activity
Source: RefSeq, a predicted model, not a curated record
GGCCGGGGAGAGACUGAAGCGGACAUGUUUGUUUUGGGAGCCAGUUCCCGCAACAUAAAUACUGAUGUCGCCAUCUAUUAUCGCCUGAUGACAUGAUCGUUAUAAAAAAUGGACGAGAAAAUGGCCCGUAACAAUGUCAUCAACGCCAGACGAUAUGCCGGUAGUAGGAGCAGCCAAUAGCGCGAAAGUCAGCUGUCCAGCCCCGCCCCUUUCUCCUUCAACGAGCAAAUCGGGAAGAGCAAAGCGGGCUCGUCCUACCACCUCCUCGUAUGCCCGCGCGAAGGGGGCGGGUGGUGCAUUUUACUCUCCUCAGACUCAAAAGCAGAAGGACGGCGGGUCGCCGAGGGACGCUGUGACUCUCAGCCAUCACCACCACUGUCACCGCGCACAGGAUGGCGGCCGUCGCAGGGUUCCGCGCCUCCUACCAUCGUCUUCUAGAUCGCAUCGAGCUCAUGCUGCCGCCCCGGCUGCGCCCUUUGUACAAUCACCCGGCAGGUCCCAAAACAGUAUUUUUCUGGGCACCUGUUAUGAAAUGGGGCCUGGUAUGUGCUGGAAUGGCUGAUAUGACCAGGCCAGCAGAAAAACUCAGCACAUCACAGUCGGCGGUGCUAACGGCUACAGGCCUUAUCUGGUCAAGAUACUCUCUAGUUAUUAUUCCUAAAAACUGGGGUCUGUUCACUGUUAACUUCUUUGUUGGCUGUGCUGGUGGUUCUCAGCUGUACCGUAUCUGGAGGUACAACCAAGACCUGAAAGCCAAGGAACAAGAGAAUCAAAAGUAAAAAGCCCAGAUCAAUUCUUCACAUCUCAACUUCCCAAGGAACCUAGCUCCAGUCUUGUGUAGCUGUCCAGUGUGAAUUUUUACUAAACCGCUAGAGCAUGUUUUUCUAUUAAUUUGGGAAAUAGUCUCUUUACAUUGAAAUAAAACCUUCAGAUAGAAGUAAAAGAA